UGCUCGCAGCUGGUUUCCGCCCAGUCUGGGAUGACUCUGCGCAGUCCAGUAUCCAGGGAGUUGUAAAACCGCGUGCCGCCCCCCAGUCGCCAAGUCCUUGCGCCCAAGUGUGCGCGGCCCCCAGAGGCGGCUAUCCACGAACCGGCCCAGCUGUUUGACCCGCCGUCCCCACCCUCUGACCAGUAGCUGGGAAGAGUGGAUCUGGCUGCUGUUCUCAGAGCCCUGGAGCCGGGGCGGAGCGGGGCGGCGGCUCCCACGAUCCCAAGGCCGUGCACCUGCCUCCUCCCCCUCCCCUGCCCCACCUGAGGGCUUGGGAACAAAGGUGCUUUGUACAGGACGCAACCACCUCAUUAUUUCGACUUCGGGAAUGGGGCCGCGUGGGCCCCCAGCCCAGAAUGAAGGUGUGGGGCGGAAAGGGACAGGCGCCAACCCCAAGGUGGGCACUAAGGCUCCGUAAGGGGGGAGGAGGGAGAGGGUGAGGGGCGAUCUGUCGCAGAAGGCGAUCUGUCCCUUCCACUCGCGCUAUCCCUGAAAAGGCAAAAAGGGGCAAUAUGCUAAGGUGGAGCUGGACGGGCUUCGUGGGUCCUCGCCUGUGCCUCACUUUUUCCUCUUUCUGGCCAAAGGCCGUGUGCUCCUAUUUAAAUCUUCCCAAUUUGAAAUAAGUCUUCCUACCUACCCGGUACUAACGCAGACACGAUAGACGCGACCUCCCUAAAGCGAACUCCCCGACAGUGGACUGCGUCGCCCCUCCCGCCGCCUCGUGACACGGUGCAGCCCCGGUGGGAGCGCGGCGAGCCUGGCGCGCGCCUCGGCGCACACAGGGUUAACAGGAGUUGACUCCGAGCGGGGAGGCGGGGGUGCGCCCCCAUUGGUGGAAAGUUACCCGGGGGCGUGGCCUGCGAGUCUCUGCACCCCACCCCCAGUUCCGCACCCCCCCCACCUCCACUUUGUACCUUUCUCGCGGCGGCAGAGAAGCGGGCCGGGACCGGCCGGACCAGACCAGAGCGGACCCCGGGGGCGAUGCGGCUGCUGCCCCUGCUGCGGACUGUCCUCUGGGCCGCGCUCCUCAGCUCCCCGCUGCGAGGGGGCUCCGGCCUCCGCCACGCUGUCUACUGGAACUCCAGUAACCCCAGGCUGCUUGGAGGAGACGCCGUGGUGAAGCUGGAGCUCAACGAUUACCUAGACAUCUUCUGCCCGCACUAUGAGGGGCCGGGGCCCCCUGACGGCCCCGAGACGUUCGCGUUAUACAUGGUGGAGCGGCCAGGCUACGAGGCCUGCCAGGCCCAGGGGUCGGGCGCCUUCAAGCGCUGGGAGUGCGCCCUCCCCUUCGCUCCCUUUGGCCCAGUUCGAUUCUCUGAGAAGAUUCAGCGCUUCACACCCUUCUCCCUCGGCUUUGAGUUCUUGCCUGGAGAGACCUACUAUUACAUCUCGGUACCAACUCCCGAGAGUUCUGGCAAGUGCUUGAGGCUCCAGGUGUCUGUCUGCUGCAAGGAGAGCAAGUCGGAGUCAGCCCAUCCUGUUGGAAGCCCAGGAGAGAGUGGCACGUCAGGGUGGCGAGGGGGAGGUGCUCUCAGCCCCCUCUGUCUCUUGCUGCUGUUCCUGCUGCCAAUUCUGCGCCUCCUGCGAGUUCUCUGAGCCAAGCAGACCCCUCCUGCUACGCCCAGGAGCCAGAGCCCUCCCGAGACUCCCUGGAGGAGGGGCCCCUGCCGCUCGAGCUGGGAGCAGUCAAGCCAGCCAGACCAACGGAAGAGUGAUGGGGAGGUCAGAGGGUCUGAGGUGACCCUUCCAGGCGCUGGCCCCUUAUCACAGGCUGAAGGGGAGCUGCAUACAGCCCUGGGCACCCUGGAGCCCAGGCAAACAUAGGGUCUCUGUCAGCUGCUUUGACAUUCUCGUCCUGUCACCCCCAGAAAGACUGGGAUUUGGUGGGAUUGAACCCUUGAGUCUGUUGGGGCCAAGACCGAAGACCUGGGGACAGGUGGAUUGCCAGACCAGGGCAAGGGAGAAGGCCUGCCAUCUGUGCCCAGGACCCUGUGGGCCUCUUCCCUGGGGCAGCAUCUUCCCCUCCCCAGGGGGUCACUCACUUGUCUUCUAUGAAGACGGACUUGCUAUGAGGUUGAAUAUCAUGCCAGUUUGUAUUUUUAUAAGUGUCCGGACCAAACCCUCAAUAAACCACCCAACUUUCGGUUGCUCU
Molecule: messenger RNA, 2191 nt
Organism: Zalophus californianus (California sea lion)
Lineage: Eukaryota; Metazoa; Chordata; Mammalia; Carnivora; Otariidae
Gene: EFNA4
Product: ephrin A4
Exons: 4
Coding region: 1021-1635 (204 amino acids)
Biological process (GO): ephrin receptor signaling pathway; axon guidance
Cellular component (GO): plasma membrane
Molecular function (GO): ephrin receptor binding
Source: RefSeq, a predicted model, not a curated record